Messenger RNA from Guillardia theta CCMP2712, 1104 nucleotides. RefSeq lists its product as hypothetical. The record is from RefSeq and is a predicted model, not a curated record. Bases 1 to 1104 code for a protein of 367 amino acids. The transcript is spliced from 2 exons. Lineage: Eukaryota; Cryptophyceae; Pyrenomonadales; Geminigeraceae.
AUGCCACGCUUAGCAGAGGUAGAAUUCGAGGUUGACCUCUGGUGCUACGAGGUCAUGCCCACCGAGGAGGAGAUCAAGGCGUGGGCCUUGGAGAAUCCACCCUUGGAAGAGCCGGAGAUGGAAAUUACGUCGACGCUCUAUGACUGUGACGACGAGGAUGUAGAAACCAUACUGCGUCACUUGCAAAAGGCUGUGCAAAUGGGCCAGUUAAACUACGAAUGGCACACAUUCGGCUUCGAGAUCCUCAUGCAGGUCAACCCGAGAGAGUUCAACCUAGAGGGGAAGCGCAUGAUCCUCAGACACAACGCGAAGCACGUGUUCCAGCGCGAGAUACAGUCGGGGAAGUGCAUGAUGAACCUCCUCCGUGAGCUCGAGAACGAGGGGAAGCAGAAGGGAAACAAGCACAUAUGCGGGUUCCGGUGGGUGGCAGAGAGGACCAAGAUCGAGGAGGAUUUCACGGUCAAGUCUUUUGUCGAGGACAACCUCGCCAGGCUCCUUCUCAACAUGUCCAGGGUGAUCCAGGAACAGGUGGAGACCCACAUCCUUGCACACCCCAGGCUUCAUCCCACGAACACAGACAUCGAGAUGCUCGAUGCCCCAAGGCCGCAAGAACUCCCUAUCGUGAAGGGUAAUACCUCCGCAACACACUGGCCGCUGAUACUGCAUUCCUCCCCUGAUCGGAACAUCGAUGGUGGCCAGGAGUGGAUGCAGUUCCUCCGCAUGUGCCAGGAGAUUGCCAGCACCCUCGGGGUCAGCCACCAGGAGGCUGUCUACCACAAUUGCAUCAAGAUCGAGAUGACAAGGCAUCAAAUCCCUCAUAUCUCACACUAUCACUGCAUGCAGAAGAUGCCGGGUGGGAACCUCACCAAGAUUGGUGAAUGCGAUCUGUUCGUCGAGCUCCGGUCGGGGGCGUUCCUCGUAGAACUCAAGGUGUGCGCAAGCUGGAGGAGAUUCGAGAACCAGGUCAAGAAGUACAUCAACGCAUGCUACUCCGUCAAUCAGAGGCUGCAGGGGGCUGCCAUACUGAAUUUCCACCCCAAGGGUUACAUCGAGUGCAUCAUGUUCGAUGUAAACUGCAGGCACACCCCCUCCGGGUCGUCCUGA